GGUCAAAGCGAGUGCGUAUUGUGUCCGCCAUUUUUCGAGGAACAUUAACAGGAAGUUUGGCAGGAGAGAUUGAAUUCUGCUCUUUUUGUGGAGUUCGCUUUGAUCCACAAGAACAAAUUAAAAGAUGGCACUCAAAAGAAUCAACAAAGAACUUCAAGAUCUCGGUCGAGAUCCUCCAGCACAGUGUUCUGCCGGUCCAGUGGGCGACGAUCUAUUUCAUUGGCAAGCUACAAUAAUGGGUCCGCCCGACAGUCCAUAUCAAGGCGGUGUAUUUUUCCUAACAAUUCACUUUCCCACUGAUUAUCCAUUCAAACCUCCAAAGCUUGCAUUUACUACAAAAAUAUACCAUCCGAACAUCAACAGUAAUGGCAGUAUUUGUUUGGACAUACUAAGAUCUCAGUGGAGUCCUGCAUUAACAAUUUCAAAAGUUCUUCUAUCUAUUUGUUCACUACUGUGUGAYCCCAAUCCAGAUGAUCCCCUUGUGCCAGAUAUUGCACGCAUAUACAAGUCAGACAAACCUAAAUACAAUGAGUUAGCCAAAGAGUGGACGAAAAAGUAUGCAAUGUGACGAUGGCACUUUAGAUACAGCUUAAUCAAUGUAUUGUGACUUGAUCAUUGUCYUGUUGAGCCUAGACACCAUCUUGUUGUUGCAUAUUGUUGUAAAUGUCUGUCAAACACUGUAUUGGAUGUCUGAGUGUGUGUGUGUGUCUGUGAUUGUUUGCAUUAAGUGUAGGUGUCAAUUAUUUCAGGUACCUCGUAGUAUAUUAUAGCAUAUACUUCAAAUAAUCCACUCUGACAAAUGAAACACUAGAUCAAGUUCUAACGUAGGUCUCCUUUUUAUGUUGUUUUCUAUUUUCGUUAUUCCUUUCCUCUCUGGAAUUCAACUGUAAAAAGUAUUUAGUAGUGAGAUUUAUAUAACAUGUAUUAAUAAAAAGUGCUCAAAAUACUGAAUGCAGAAAUAGCUACUAUUAAUAUCCAAGUAAAAUCAAGUCCAUUAUUAUAAAAUUGCACAAAUUGCACAAAGUAAUAAAAUUGUAUUGAUACUUCUCAUCUAGAAUGAUCUAGAAUCAUGAGUCAUCUAGAAACAAAUGCAGUUUACAAAAAAUGUGUCUUGCAUCUGGCUUGAUAUAGAUUCAGACAACUCAGGUUUACUUUGAAAAAGGGAUUAGUUGCUACAAUAUAAUAUUGAUAAAGAUAUUGGUCACAUGGUUAUUUUUAUUAAAAACAUCUACAAUGUAGUGGCGAAUAUCAGCARUGAUAAAUGGUCAGAUCUUUGUAAUUAAAUACCAGAAGUAGAAGCUGUUAUUGCAUUUGGUAAAGAUCCAGUGCAUAUUUCAAUUGUAUUAAAUAUAUACCUUUUGUGUACAUGAGAAGGAUAAAUACGUACUGGAUAAUAAAGUGAGUACAAAUUGUUGUGACUACAGUCUCAUAUCAGAUUAUUGAAUUUAUAUGUUGGUAAUAAUCUAUUUGUCACUAACUUGUCCAAUAAAACAUUAUUACUACUGCA
This is a messenger RNA of Exaiptasia diaphana, 1507 nucleotides long. RefSeq names its product ubiquitin-conjugating enzyme E2-17 kDa. The coding region runs from base 125 to 568 and encodes 147 amino acids. Lineage: Eukaryota; Metazoa; Cnidaria; Anthozoa; Actiniaria; Aiptasiidae. Gene Ontology annotation, cellular component: nucleus. The record is from RefSeq and is a predicted model, not a curated record. Gene Ontology annotation, molecular function: ubiquitin conjugating enzyme activity. Gene Ontology annotation, biological process: ubiquitin-dependent protein catabolic process; protein polyubiquitination. The transcript has 6 exons.